AGUUGCAGGUUUCUCUUUCUCUGUCCGGGUCCAUGUUGGAGUUCAUCUGUUCUGCUGGGUCAUUUCAGGCCACGUCUGUCCGAUAACAGGAGCAAUCGCCGUCAUUACAGGGAUAUCAACAGCCACUUGUACCGGACAUAUACACGUACUGUGUCGCAGAAUCGAGGUCCUUCAACCUGACAUCAUCAGCAAUCUUGAGAGCAGAUUUGAGAAUCUAAACAUCCUUGGAGCUGUCAGUGUUCUGGGGCCACAGCACCAACCUUGGAUGAUACUGCCAACAUUGCCCACCUGCAGACCCUUAUUAGGAAAGUUCUCCUUUGACAGUAUGCCAAGAUUGGAUGUCAUUCAAAGGACAUGUGCUGUCAGGAGCAUUCAAGGUAAAGGAAUGAAUGAACACCGUCUUCAAAUCUGCUCGAGGAAUCUCACUGGUCAAGGAAUGGAUGACCGCUGAUGGCAGACCUACAUUCAGGAAUCUCACUUAUCAAGCAUACACUGCUCCAACUGGCUCUGGGACGACUUGGAUAUUACACAGAGCGAGAGCAAGCAGACAAAUGCAACCCCCGUUGGAAAGAUGAGGCCAUGCAGAAUGGGUACAUACCAAGUUACCUGGACAAGGAUGAGCUUUGUGUUGUGUGUGGGGACAAAGCAACCGGCUAUCAUUACCGCUGCAUUACCUGUGAGGGCUGCAAAGGUUUUUUUCGGCGUACAAUUCAGAAGAACUUAAACCCGACAUACGCUUGCAAGUAUGAAGGGAAAUGCGCCAUCGACAAAGUCACGCGGAAUCAGUGCCAGGAAUGUCGCUUCAAGAAAUGCAUUGCUGUCGGCAUGGCAACAGACUUGGUAUUGGAUGACAGCAAGCGUCUAGCCAAACGGAAGCUGAUCGAAGAGAACCGGGAGCGGCGGAAGCGCGAAGAACGGCAGAAGACGGUGUGGGACAGGCCAGAGCCCACGCAGGAGGAAUGGGAGCUGAUCCGUGUCGUCACAGAAGCCCACAUGGCCACGAACGCCCAGGGCAACCACUGGAAACAGAAACGCAAAUUCCUGGUCGAGGAAACAAUGCUACUUAAUGAAAUAACAUGUAAUUUAUUCUGUACCUCUGACCAGAGUGCAGUGGGGGUGAAGGAGGCCAAGCCGGAGGACAUUGGUUCGGCACCCAUCGUCAACGCGCCAGAAGGAAGCAAAGUGGACAUCGAAGCCUUCAGUCAGUUUACAAAAAUUAUCACCCCCGCCAUCACUCGUGUCGUGGACUUUGCCAAAAAGCUGCCAAUGUUCUGUGAGCUGCCAUGCGAGGAUCAGAUCAUCUUGCUAAAGGGCUGCUGCAUGGAAAUCAUGUCUUUAAGAGCAGCCGUACGUUAUGAUCCCGAGAGCGAGACUCUGACGCUCAAUGGCGAGAUGGCCGUCACACGUGGCCAGCUCAAGAACGGGGGUCUGGGCGUGGUCUCGGAUGCCAUCUUUGAUCUGGGUGUCUCGUUGUCCUCCUUUAACCUGGAUGAUUCGGAGGUGGCGUUGCUACAAGCCGUCAUUUUGCUGUCUUCUGAUCGUCCAGGUUUAACAAGCAUUGAACGCAUCGAACGCUGUCAGGAGGAGUUCCUCUUGGCCUUUGAACAUUACGUCAACUACCGCAAGCACAAGGUGGCCCACUUCUGGCCCAAGCUGCUUAUGAAGGUGACAGACCUGCGCAUGAUUGGCGCCUGCCAUGCCAGCCGCUUCCUGCACAUGAAGGUGGAAUGUCCAACAGAGCUCUUUCCGCCCCUCUUCCUGGAAGUAUUCGAGGACUGAUGGCCAACCAAUCAAGCCAAGCUGCUCCAACCUCCCCUCAGACUGCCCUGUUUCUGGUCACGUGGCUCUUUUUAGCACUACUGAGCAAUCCUUCAUUCCAGAGUUAUAGGAGUAGCUAUCUGGCCUAGUUUGAAUGAAACCAUUCCUAUUACAAAGCGGGUACAUGUGAAUAGCGUUACAAAAUCUUUUUCUUUCACUCAAAACUCACCUUUCAGUCGCAUCUGUUAUUCACUGUUUUUUUUGUGAUCAUAGCAGCUUAACUGAGAUGUGCAAACUAUGCAUUGUUAUGGUUUUACGUCAAGUGGAAGUCAAAGCUACGUCAGGCAUCAGAGAAAGAUUUGAAAGCACCACACUUUAAAAGAGAAUAGCAAUACUUUCUCUUUACUUUCACUUUCUGUAUCCCGUGGGUCUAAAGGUCUUAAAAAAUCUUUUCAUUUACUAUGAAAUUCUGCGGUCUAAAUUGAACAUUGGGGAGCACAUUAAGCAGAUUUGUUAUGGUUCUGUUCUAAAACUCAGUGAGCUGCUGAAUUGGGCAGCAUUUUACCACAGUCACAUUUUCUAAAAACCUGUGUGAAAGAAAAUAUUUUUGUUUCUCCUGUCUCAGGCUGCGUUUACACCAACCGCGUUUCAGGUGUCAAAAUCGCAUCGAGCGCACCUAGUUUGCCGCUUGAACAGUUUGAAUGCAUUGGCGCGUGUAGAGCGAAAUAGACGCGCGGAAAAAGCAAGCAUUUGAGGCAAACUCCGCUCCUUGUGGGAGGGGCAAAUGCUAUGCGGUUGUCUGUUUGCAGGAUGACUGAUGUUUAUUUUGCAUUUAUCAAGAGAGUUACCAGUUUGUAUUUGGUAACCUUACUAUAGGGGGGAAAUAAACAGCACGGGUCAUUAAACGUCACGUGCCCAAUGUCCUCACUGACACUCUUCCAAGCGAGGUCCUUUUUAUUCCAAGAACUUGUCGUAUAGCUCCGGGUGACUGCUUAGGGACAAUAUCAAGCGUUCCUUCAGGUUGAAUGAGUGACUCCAGGCGGGGCUGCCACCACAGCAGCAAGCAGGCUCCUGAUUGGUUAACGCGGCGCGAAAUUCCGCCAAAGUUCCAAUUUUUUAACUCAGCCGUCAGCCGCAAAUUUUCGUGAACCACAAAAUGCACAAAAAGCAUCAUUCGCGCGUACCGCGCACAACGUUCAAUUGUGCCAACUAGAUGCGCGAAUGAAGCGGAAACGCAUCUUCUGCGCCGCACUAAACGCCUCGUCCGUGCCGCGGGACCUCCAGUCGCGCGUUAAUGCGUCUUCACAUUGACUUAACAUUGAAAUCACUCGCGCUUCACGCCUCUACCGCGGUUGGUGUAAACGCAGCAUCAUACUACAGAAACCCAAAGCCAGUUUUAUUCAAACUCUGUGUGCAGUGCAGUACGGAAACGGAGGAGCCAUUGUGCUUUAACAUGUAACGUGUUUGCAGAUCCACACUGCUGAUCCACUGCUUAUGUGUGCCACAGAUAACUUACUACGUAGUCUGUUUAUCAUACAAAACACUAGAUACAAUUUUGACCGGAAUUCCUCCUUUAGGAAAAUAACCAUGUUUUUUAGCAGAUUUGAUAACUAACAAAUUUAUAAAUGCCAUGAAUAAACUAUGGUUAUUGUGGUGAGACCAUAGUACAUUUUUAGUUACUGUGUUUUUACUACAAACGAAGAUAUUUAAAGGAACAGUAUGUAAGAAAUUUUUAUCAAUUAAUCAUUAAAUGGCCCUGAAAUGUCACUAGACAUUAAGAAAUCAUUUUUAUUUCAAAUACUUAUGUCACUGACAACAGUGGUCUGGCCAGGAUAUUGUCAUUUAAAAAGUGGAGUUGCAGCCCUCAACUGAUGUUUAUGUUGUCAUGUUGUGUGAUUGCAGUACCAGUUUUAGCCACACGUUUUGUGAUCGCAAUACCAGUUUUUGCCACAAUCCUACAUACUGUUCCUUUAAUAUAACAAGAUUAAGCACUGCUAUUACAAUAAACAGGGGACAAUGCAACUCUCAAUAUGGCUUUCCAAUUAAAAGAACCAAUCUUCAGUCGAAAAGCCGAUUUUCUGGGGAGGGGGGCUCACAUGAAGUGGUUUCCAACCAGUGUGUAGCUAAAACGGUAGUUUUUCAAGUGCAAUUUCAUCUUAAGAAAUCCCAGAAUGCAUUGUGACAUUUCAACAUCAUGUUCUUUUGAAGUCAAACAUCUCAUGGGCUUCACAUGAGGAGCCCUAUCUUUAAACGCACAGAGACGUAACCUGUUUACAGUAUUACACAUCAGUCCAGGUCACAUUUGGCUUGAAAGAUAGCUGCCCGUGUACACAGCACACUUGGAACAGAGCUAUAACAGAGCAGUUUUGGAACAGAGCUAUGGCAGGGAGCAGGUCAGAUUUACAAGUGGUUACACCAUGGGUAAAAUAAUCACUUAUUUUCAGUAUGUCUAAACGGUUACAGGGUAAGACCUUCAUAAUACUCCAGUUAGAGCUCCUGAGCACAAACACGGAGACACCCAUCUGUUAAAAGCACAAAAACAUGUUUUGAUCAUCUUAAAAGAUAUCUUUAGCACUUAGGAAAAGAUAUCCUGAUGAUGGAGAUCAUUUGGCAGAAGCACACAUUAAAGCACAUAAGAACCCUCUCAGCAUCUAAUGUUUAAGGUGCCAAAACGUUUCCUACAAAGAUCCUUCUCUGUUUGUGUUAAGCUGAUCAGAGGAACAUACAGUAUUUUUUCCUCUGUACCCAGCUGAACUGCCUGGCAGUCUUUGUGUGUCAGAUUCAUUAGAAGGAACUCUAUUCAGCUUUGUUCAUAUUAUGUACGCUGCCAUUACACGUAGGCUUCAGCUUGAACUUGUUGGUGCUAUGAGUUUGCCGAUUUAUACCUCCAUACACUUCUGCCAGUUAACCUCACAUUGUCUGGGUGUCAUUGACACAAAUUCACACAAACAAAUACACAACACUGAGGGGUCAGUGGCCACCCAUUCAUUCAGAGUGGCUUCUGUGAAAUACACAGAUAUGGCUGGCUGGACAUCUUCAUCAUUUCAGCUGGUGUUAUUUCUGUUUUGGUUUUCUUGUAUUCCUGUUGUGUUUGUAAAUGUUUAUAAAGACAUCCUUGUGUGCUGCAAACGAGAUCAAACCUCACAUACCUCUACUUAUUAUCAGGAAAUGGCAGAACUGGUUGUUGUUUUUUCAAAGAUCACACAAUUUCAGAUUCACACCUCAAGAAGCAGCGCAAUUCAUGAGUGUUUUGUUAUAGUGGUGCGUUUUGUAAGCAAUAGAAUUGCUUGAGAGGUUUUACCCAUUUUGGACAGAUUUCACGGCAAAGACACACCAAUGUAGAUAAAAGUCAAUGCACAGACAAUCAACGUGUUGAGAGAGAGAGAGAGAGAAAAGAGAUAUGAAUAAAAGGAUAAAGCUUUCAAGAAGGAUGAAGCCAGGGUCCAAAAUUAACACUUGGCAGGUACCAAAUAUAAAUAAAACGAUGUUUUUUUAGGAGUAAAUAAAGGUUGCAGUUUGUUUUUGUAUGAUGUGUCAUUUUAUAUUUUGUUUUGCUUUUUUUAGUUUUUUAAACGAAUAAAUAAUUGGUCUGUAUUUUUUUCACAUCUGUUAAUUUUGGACCCUCAGCAGUAAUGUUUUUUUUUUCUAGAGAGAUAAGCAGGUGCAGUACAGACACACUGGGAGUCAAAACUGUUUCCUCUCUGAGAGCGCAGGUGGAAAACAUAAACGCACUACAGAAUAAAGCUAUUUAUGGUGUAAAGGAAAGAGGCUGUAUUUUUUCAGACAGAUAAUAUUUUUUACAGAUGUUAUAUGCACAGUAUGAACAUUUUACAAUUUUACAUACACAGAAGACUUCUCAAAAUACUUUUUACCGUAAUCCCAGCGAUUCCUGUUUUAACAAUCCUGGUUAAGUCAUGAUCUCUCUCCGGCGUGCGUUUUAUCAUUCCAGAUUAAAUAUGUUAAUAAAAAUUAAUAUAUGUAUUCCACUUAUACCAGUGAUUUAAAAAAGCAUCUACAUUUUGGGCAAAAUGGAAAGCGGUCUGUCGUGGUCAGCAGCAUAAAUCACAAAGACGGCCGUUGCUCAUCAGGUAAACUCAAUGAAAUACAGCUCUAAAAGUAAUCACGUGUAAUUUCUCUGUUUCUUGGUGUCUAACUGUUAGUUAAGAUAAGUUUAACCUGGUCACAUCAACAAUAUGCUGUUGGCAUGAGUGAGUAAACAUAGAUUUGAAUGCAAGUCAAUGUAAAUCAGUUAUUGUAACAAUACUGGCAAAUGGAAUUUUUCUUUAUUGUCUAUUUUUUUGUUUACCAAAAUGAACGUAUUGCACAAGCCUGCUGUGUGACAGUAAAGCCUUGAACUGAAACCAAGUUUGGAUCAUGAUGUGAUUCGGGUAUCCGGGAAGAGACACUGCACUAGAAUAAAGAUUAUUGAAUUUGGAAAACGAUGCAUAUGCACCUGAGGUGAUCUGGAUUAAAGAAUAAAGAUGGUUUUAAGAAAG
Paramisgurnus dabryanus is the source of this 6254-nucleotide messenger RNA. Lineage: Eukaryota; Metazoa; Chordata; Actinopteri; Cypriniformes; Cobitidae. The record is from RefSeq and is a predicted model, not a curated record.